GAACAUGCUGUGUUUUGCUGCUGUCUUAUGCAGGCUGUAUGCUGAAUGGAAAACUGUAUCCCUUUGGGCACAUUGAGAGGACAGAGGAGUGCUACAGAUGCAACUGCAGUGAACGUGGAAUGGAUUGCUGUGCCCUGUCAUUUUGCAGAAACUUCAUUGGUGCUGGAUAUGCACGGUCAGUUUGCUCAAGGGCUGUUACCACAAAUUCCUUCUCUAUAUAAAGUCUCUGAGAAGAUGAGCUUUGCACCAGCCAUCUCCUUACUGGAAGUCUCAUAAUUCUGCAAGGAUGAACACCAUCGUGGCCUGCCUUCUCGCUCUUGCCAUCAGCAUGCCAUUGUCUGAUGCUUCUUGUGCCCUUAUGCCAUUCAAGCCAGGGAUGUCCAAUGGUGUGGUUGUAGGCUGCCUUGAUGAGGAAGAGGAAGGAAAGGUCCAUGAAUUUGGUUCCAGAUGGAGGACCGAGAACUGCAAUGAUUGCUCCUGUUCCAGGGAUGGAAUUGGCUGUUGCACUAGCUAUAUGAGACCAGUCGACUAUGAUGAAGAGAAAUGUGAAAGCAUUUUCAACAAGGACACUUGCUCUUAUAAAGUGGUGGAGAAGGAUGAUCACUCAAAAGAAUGCCCAGUCCAUUCAUGGGUGGGGUAACAGAAGAAUGGUGGACUGGGGGCAUAUUUCCUUUUAUUAUUUUAAUGGUUCUCUCUCACAAAUUCAAAGACACUUAAAAUGCAGCUGUUGAGGGAAAUCUACUCAUAAAACCCAACAUAUAAUGAAACUGAGUAUCUACUCACAAAAAUAUCCCUUGGUUUCUCUGCCUUAUGCUUCACCGUGAACAAAGAGCUGACUUGUUCCUUCCUUGAGGUCAGAUAUUAAAGGUGACAUUUUAAAGCAUCCUUAGCAGCUGCUAAUCUGUAUUCUUCUCUGGUCAUGUUUCAGUGCCAAGGAACAUAUUCUAUAAUCUGUGCACAGUUGUAUCUUAAAGCUAAAAUAAAAUUAAAUAAAGCAUCAGAAAUUCAUGUAACUUA
Messenger RNA from Cyanistes caeruleus (blue tit), 1017 nucleotides. Lineage: Eukaryota; Metazoa; Chordata; Aves; Passeriformes; Paridae. The record is from RefSeq and is a predicted model, not a curated record.